Molecule: messenger RNA, 3953 nt
Organism: Labrus bergylta (ballan wrasse)
Lineage: Eukaryota; Metazoa; Chordata; Actinopteri; Labriformes; Labridae
Gene: cpped1
Product: calcineurin-like phosphoesterase domain containing 1
Molecular function (GO): hydrolase activity
Source: RefSeq, a predicted model, not a curated record
GGCGGUGCAGUCGACUGCCGAUAGCGGAGUGACCAGCAGCGUCAGAGACAGCUGGGGACACCCACCCAACAGCUCCACAACAAACCUGCUUGGAGGCUCCCCGACAGGCUCACAAGUCACGACAUAGUUUUCUCUGGGAAAACUCUGUAACCAUUGGAGCUCAUGGCUGGGAGUGAGGAGACCUUUCUCAGGGCUAAACAUCGGACAUUCAGCGGACUGAGUGAAGAUGCGGAGCGCGAGUGGACCGGACCAUUUUACUUCAUCCAGGCCGCCGACCCGCAGCUCGGCCUGAUGAAGGCCUGGAGGGUGGGCGACUCAGAUGGCGGAGGGGACGAAUGGCAAGAGGAGGUGGAGCUCACCAAGCUGGCCGUGGAGGCUGUGAACCAGCUCAGACCCAGGCCGAGGUUCAUGGUGCUGUGUGGAGACCUGGUCCAUGCUAUGCCAGACACCCCGUUCAGAGAAGGUCAGGAACGAGACCUUAAGGCGGUCUUGAAGGGGACGGAUCCCUCCAUCCCACUGGUAUUUGUCAGUGGGAACCAUGACCUGGGAAACACCCCCACCCCAAGGACAGUGGAGCAGUACUGCAGUGCUUGGGGCGACGACUUUUUUAGCUUCUGGGUGGGCGGGGUCCUCUGCUUGGUUCUGAACUCCCAGCUGUUCUACGACGCCUCAGGCUGCCCUCAGCUGAAGGAGGCCCAGGAGACGUGGCUGGAGGAGCAGCUGAGCAGAGCCUCCUCCUCAACGGAACCCAAACCCAAGCACGUCCUGGUGUUCCAGCACAUUCCUCUGUACCUGAAGACACCUGAUGAGGAGGACAACUACUUCAACCUGCAGAGAGAAGUCAGACAAACCCUGAUAGAAAGGUUCAAGAAGGCAGGGGUGACAGCGGUCUUCUCCGGCCAUUGUCACCGAAACGCUGGAGGCUGUCACGGCGGCCUGGACAUGGUGGUGAGCUCGGCCAUCGGCUGCCAGCUGGGUGAAGACACCCACGGCGUCAGGGUGGUGGUGGUGACUGAAGACAAAGUCGUCCAUCGCUACCACCGGCUGCAGCAGCUGAAGGAGCGAGGGAUGGAUCACGACCUCACCGAGCUCCUGUAGGCCUAAGGGCUGAAUGAAGGAACAUCAGGAACACUUUGCUUUUUGUGUGUUUGUUGUUUUGUUUUGGUUCUGAAGUCUCAAUCCCCUGUUCGGAGAAGCAAAAACAAGGUGUGUAGGGAAAGAUUGGACAACUUGAGACAGAAGGUACAAAUAUGAGAAGAGAAAGAUAAUUGUGGGGUUUAUGUUCUACCGGGACCUUGGUCUCAUCAAUAGCUUUGUAAUUAAACAACAGUUUAAUCUAAAACAUAUCUAACAUGUUGUCAUAGCAACAUCUUCAAAUAUGCAUCCAAGAUCAGAAUAAUCCAGCGCACAUCGAGAUUACUGGGCACCCAACAAUCUAAUAUGCAGCUUGGUCAGUGGCCCUAAGCUUCAAAUACGACUAUCUUGUUAUCACUCUGCCAACAUGGACAAGACUCUGUAGUCAAAGUAGCAAUAAUAAAUAUACAACAACUGGUUAGACUUCCACAAUAAAGCUAUCAAGUUAGCAAUAACAGAUAAUAAACAUUUGGUCAGGUUUUCAAAAUAAAGCUUGCUGUGUAAGGUUUAGGUAAAAAGGUCAUACUUCUACUAACAUAUGCUCACUAGUUAUAUAAUUAAUAUUCCUUUCGAACUAACCCACUGUAAAGCGAGUGAUGAAUGUGCUUAAUUUCUAUUUUAGCUAGGUUAUAUGAGACGCAGUCUAAUUUUGGGUUCUCCCAAAAAAAAGGUUUAAACUGUCUUCCUGUGUUCACCAAAAUUCACAGCGUGCAGUUUCUGUUCAGCUGUGUAGCUCUUUCUAGUGCAGUCUGUCUUCACCAUGUGGAGUUUGCAAUCCCUGCAAGCUACUGGUUAAGGAAGUUCAGCUCUCUGCCUAUGGAAACAUUGAGAGAUGUCAAUUACAAACACACAGCUCGAGACCAAUUGGCCUGAAGUCGUGCUGCCCACCUCCGCUGAUCAUUUUAUAUGAAGAGUCUUUUCAAUCAAACCAGCACUCCACAAGGGUUAUGUACUUAACUGCAUUCCAUCUUCUUCUUCAAAUGCAUGAUUAUGACCUAAAGAAGGGGAAAAACUCUUUAAAAGCUGCGCUGGCAGCCUGGUCCGUGUCGGUAUGUAUGCAAUACACAAUAACUGGAAGGGAAUUUGAAAUCCAGUCAGGUGGCGUGAUGGAUGCGGCUGCACUCGCAGUCGAUUCGGGGCAUGUGUCAGCAUGUUAUAUUGGUAUAUUGGUUGCACAGGUAUAUAAGUUUAAGGCCACUUUUAGAUGAAAAUAAAGGUCUUAAAAGUAGAGCCCGACCGAUUAAUCGGCCAUCGGAAAAUAUCGGCCAAUAUUAGGGUAUCAAGUGACUAUCGGCAUCGACUACUUAUAUCACAGAUAUGAGCCAAUAUUACUUGAUUUAUUCACCAGGCAAAUAACACUAUUUGAGUUUUAUUGUAUUACACUAGUAGCUCUCUUUCACCAGCAGAGGUCGCUAUAUGGAUUACAACAAGCAUCAUCUCUCUCCAUAGUGUCAAGGAGGGAUGCUCGGACACGCACAGUCACUUAUCAGUUGAGUCCCCAUCUUGCCUUUGUUAGACUGCAUGUCAAAUGUGUAUAUCUUUAUCCAUCUCUUAAGAUCGAACAUAGAAAGAUAUCAGCCAAUUUAUCUGUAUCAGAUUUUUUUCUCCUGAUAUUGAUAUCGAUAUUAACCCUAAAAAUCCCAUAUCGGUCGGGCCCUAAUUAAAAGUGCGUCCAACACGAUAGAAAUUUUUUUUUUAUAUUAGAAUCAAACUCUUGUCCACUGGAUGUUUAAUCCAUAUAUUCCCCCUAUCACCACUCCAAGCAGACCUUUGGUUAGUCCACAUUAGCUGACUACAACAGCAGAUUAGACAAUAAGCAAGAGUCCGAAAAUAAUGCUCCCUACAGCAUCAAUCGUGUUACUGACCAAGCUGCUGUAUUUGACCACUUGAAAUGAGAACGACCAGAACAUUCUGAGUAUUCAUUCAAGUGUAGAUAAAAAAUGUACUGUAUGUAUGAAUAUAGGUAGAGAAAAGUAGUAGAGUUAUAAACAAAGAGAAGAUGCCAUUUCUUUCCAACAUUAUCAGACGAGUUGAAUGUUGAAGGGAAAUUAAAAGAAAGAAGUUUGUUAUCUCUCUCUUCUGAAUGUUUCCUUCUUCCAAAUGCAUCUCUGGAGGAACAGUUUCUUGAAACUCUGUGAAAAAAAACAAAGGGCAUUGCAUGUGUGCUAACUUUAGUGGUUCUUUUGUGAGGAACUUUAUCACUUCCUGUAUCACAUUGUUAAUGAGACCAACUUCAAGUCAAUACACUUUUAUAGAAUUAGAUGUUAGAGUCACUUUAAAAGUAUUCAAACUUAUUAAAGGAAUAUUCCAACUUUAACAUUGAAAUAUUAUUGAAAACAGCUAGUGAAGGAAACUAAGUAUACGAAACGUUAAAUAAACACAGUCCACUGCUGGUGAUCCUUCUCUUACCUUGUAGGUAUAUUUAAAGAUGGUAUUUCUCUUGAAUCAUCCAAACAUAUCCAGAAGUUGUAGCUACUUGUAGUGUGUUUUCUGUUUCCUUGGUAGCCAUUCUAUGCAAACUAUUCAUAUUAUGUUGUAUGUGUUUUUUGAUGGAUGUCCUUAAAGAUGGUGACCUUUCUGAUGACCUCUGAUCCGACUCUUAUCUCUCUGUCUGAAGCCCCUCACUCUGCUGUGAAGGCAAUAGAUGAAUAACCCAAUGUUCUGUAUUACAAAGUCUUUGAAUGUGUGUUGACUUGAGAAAUAAUUAUUCUUAAUUUAUAUCACUAAAUCAAAAACUUUUUUUUCUGACUACAUUUGCUCUUGAAUGAAUAAAUCUUCAAAGUCAUAAUCUUGAAGAUAUAAAAUGCAUGAAUGUUAAA